Cryptomeria japonica (Japanese cedar) is the source of this 945-nucleotide messenger RNA. RefSeq names its product proliferating cell nuclear antigen. Gene Ontology annotation, biological process: translesion synthesis; regulation of DNA replication; leading strand elongation. Bases 52 to 846 code for a protein of 264 amino acids. The record is from RefSeq and is a predicted model, not a curated record. Lineage: Eukaryota; Viridiplantae; Streptophyta; Pinopsida; Cupressales; Cupressaceae. The transcript has 4 exons. Gene Ontology annotation, cellular component: PCNA complex. Gene Ontology annotation, molecular function: DNA binding; DNA polymerase processivity factor activity.
AUUCGUGUUUGUGCAAGUUGCAGAGGUGUGCCAUUAGACGAGAAGGUGAAGAUGUUGGAGCUUAGGCUGGUGCAGGGGAGUCUACUGAAGAAGGUGCUUGAGGCCAUUAAGGACCUCGUCACCGAUGCCAAUUUCGACUGCUCAACCACUGGCUUCUCCCUCCAGGCCAUGGACUCCAGCCACGUGGCACUCGUCGCCCUUCUCCUGCGAUCCGAAGGCUUCGAGCAUUUCCGCUGCGAUCGCAACAUGUCCAUGGGCAUGAAUCUCAACAACAUGGCCAAAAUGCUCAAGUGUGCCGGCAAUGACGAUAUCAUAACCCUUAAGGCUGAUGAUGGCGGCGACACCGUUACCUUCAUGUUUGAGAGCCCUAAUCAAGACAAGAUUUCAGAUUUUGAAAUGAAGUUGAUGGACAUAGACAGUGAGCAUCUGGGCAUCCCAGAAUCAGAGUACCAUGCAAUUGUGAGAAUGCCAUCUCAGGAGUUUGCUCGCAUUUGUAAAGAUCUUAGCAGUAUUGGGGACACUGUGGUGAUUUCUGUAACAAAGGAAGGGGUCAAGUUUUCAACAAGGGGGGAUAUUGGCAGUGCUAACAUUGUUUGCAGGCAGAACACCUCUGUUGAUAAGCCAGAGGAGGCAACUAUUAUUGAGAUGCAGGAGCCAGUUUCAUUAACAUUUGCUCUGAGAUAUAUGAACUCCUUUACAAAGGCAACUCCCCUUUCUAAUACUGUAACUAUAAGCAUGUCAUCUGAAUUGCCUGUAGUUGUCGAAUAUAAGAUAGCAGAUAUGGGUUACAUCAGGUUCUAUUUGGCUCCCAAGAUUGAGGAGGAAGAAGAAAUGGCUGGGAGUUAAGUUUGUGUUACAUAUGACCGGUUAAGUGUUUGUAGGCCUUGUAACUUUUGUUGUUUUAAAAUUGGUUUAAUUGAAAGAUGUUUUCACUUUUUCUAUAAA